This is a messenger RNA of Callorhinus ursinus (northern fur seal), 4474 nucleotides long. RefSeq names its product synapse defective Rho GTPase homolog 2 (gene SYDE2). Gene Ontology annotation, cellular component: synaptic membrane. Gene Ontology annotation, biological process: regulation of Ras protein signal transduction; cell migration; signal transduction. Gene Ontology annotation, molecular function: GTPase activator activity. The record is from RefSeq and is a predicted model, not a curated record. Lineage: Eukaryota; Metazoa; Chordata; Mammalia; Carnivora; Otariidae.
AUGCACGACCUGCCCCCUGACUCGGGCGCGCGGCGGGGCGACAGGGGUUGGGCGGAUCGCGGCUGCCUUGUGGGAGCCCGGGCUCUGGGCCAGCUACCUUCCCCCUGCGGCGCUGCGGUCCGCCGAGCCUGCCCCCAAGACUGGCAGCGGGGAGGCGGUGGCCGCCCUCGGCAGCAGGUGUCCCCGCCCCGGUCGCCUCCAAGGGAGUCGGGGGGAGGCCGCCUGCGGACUCCUCGGAUGCGGCUGUCCUGCAGCAGAAGCCUCGAGAGCCUCCGGGUGGGUGCCAAGCCUCCUCCCUUCCAGCGGUGGCCGAGCGACAGCUGGAUCAGGUGCGGCGCGCGCGGAGACUUGGGCGAGCCCCCGCCACGUGGAGGCGGGAUGGACGGCUGGAGCGGAGGCAGCGCCCCGGCCACCGCGCCCUCCGGCCUCCUGACUCCCGGCUCCAAGGACCCCGGCCGCUCCUCGGGAAGCCCUUUCGGGGAUCCUGCGGGGUCCGCUGUGCUACGCAGCGGCAAAGGAGACGGCCAGGAGGGGCUCCCCUUCCUCAAGCCUCCCGCGGUGACAGUCAAGAAGCUGCAAAAGUGGAUGUACAAAGGACGUCUGCUCUCCUUAGGAAUGAAGGGUCGCUCCCGGGGGACAGCCCCCAAAGUCACGGGAGCGCAGGCAACCUCUCCAAAUCUGGGCCCUUUGAAAAUGCGUGAGAGCCAAGUCCUCUCCGUGCCUCCAGAUCAAAGAAUUACUCUAACAGAUUUAUUUGAAAAUGUCUAUGGGUCUUCAGUGAAGGGAAGAGAACUUGAAGAUCUGAAGGAUGAUAUUGGAUUCAGAGGUCAUAAGCCACUUAAUAGCAUCACUGUGUCAAAGAAACGCAAUUGGCUAUAUCAGAGUACUCUGCGAUCUUUUAAUUUGGAAGAGGAAAAUAAGAAAUGCCAAGACAUAAGUCACUUAUCCAUCUCACCCAAACAUCAGCUAUCACGGCCUUUCUUCAAGUCAUCUGAGGAAUACUGUACAUAUAUGGUGUGUGAUGCUACAAAUUCUUCAUUAUCAAGAAACUGUUCUUUAGACUUCAAUGAGGAAAAUGAUGCAGAUGAUGAAGGAGAAAUAUGGUACAACCCCAUUCCUGAGGAUGAUGACUUUGGUUUAUCAAAUGCCUUGAGUUUUGGUGAGGCAGACCCUCCUGUUCUGAAGUUUCCUGCUGUUAGUUUGAGAGUAUUGUCUGGUAGUGACCUAAUGAAAACAGAGCAGUACACUGAAGACUUGCUGUGCUCUUCAGAACUCAGAACCACACAGUCCAAUGAAAUGAAUCCUGUAGAGUCCAUCCAUUCCCCAGAGCUCGUGCAGCAGUUCAAGCAAAGGCUUGGACACAAGAUACAAGAAGGUAUCAUGGUAGAGGAGAGUCUCAUGUUGAAAUCUCCUUUUGCAGGUCCUGGGAUCCUAGCUGCUACAAAUAAGACUGAAUUGGGAGUGCCAGAACCAUCUUCUCCAAGCCCUAGCCCUGUGAAAAAAAGUAGCUCAAUUAACUGGUCUUUCCCAGAUAAAAUAAAAUCUCCACGAACUGUGAGGAAACUCUCCAUGAAAAUGAAAAGGUUGCCAGAACUUAGCCGAAAGCUGAGCGUCAAAGGAACUUUGGAUCAUAUGAACAGUCCAGAUAAUACUCCUUCCUUGUCUAAAUGUAACUGUCAAGAAAUGCAUCAUGCUGAUAUUCUGCCUUCUGGGAACACAACCACAGCUGCUAAGAGGAAUGUUAUAAGUCGGUACCAUCUGGAUACCAGUGUAUCUUCUCAGCACAACUACCAGAAGAAGACGUUUAUGAGUUCUAAGUAUUCGUGCAAAGGUGGUUACCUCAGUGAUGGAGAUUCACCUGAACUUAUAACUAAAUCUAGCAAACAUGGAUCUGAAAACAAAUUUGGAAAGGGAAAAGAAAUAAUUCCAAAUAGUUGUAACAAGAGUGAAAUAGACAUUGAUGCUUUUAGACAUUACAGUUUUUCUGAUCAACCUAAAUGUUCACAGUACAUAUCUGGGCUCAUGAGUGUGCAUUUCUAUGGUGCUGAGGAUUUAAAACCACCCCGGAUAGAUUCAAAAGAUGUCUUCUGUGCGAUUCAGGUAGAUUCAGUAAACAAAGCAAGAACAGCUUUGCUCACAUGUCGGACAACAUUUUUAGACAUGGAUCAUACUUUCAACAUAGAAAUUGAAAAUGCACAGCAUUUGAAAUUAGUAGUGUUCAGUUGGGAACCGACUCCAAGAAAAAAUCGAGUGUGUUGUCACGGGACUGUUGUUCUUCCCACUUUAUUCAGAGUGACAAAGACACAUCAGUUAGCUGUCAAACUUGAGCCUAGAGGUCUUAUUUAUGUGAAAGUGACUCUUCUGGAACAGUGGGAGAAUUCUCUUCGUGGACUGGAUAUAAACCGAGAACCCGUAAUAUUUGGUGUUGAUAUUCGAAAAGUUGUAGAGAAAGAAAAUAUAGGACUGAUGGUGCCACUCCUGAUACAAAAAUGUAUUAUGGAAAUUGAAAAGAGAGGCUGUCAGGUGGUAGGCCUGUACCGAUUAUGUGGUUCGGCAGCAGUCAAGAAAGAACUUCGAGAGGCUUUUGAGAGAGAUAGCAAAGCUGUUGGUCUGUGUGAAAACCAGUACCCAGAUAUAAAUGUAAUAACAGGUGUUCUUAAGGACUAUCUAAGAGAACUUCCUUCUCCCCUGAUAACAAAGCAGCUUUAUGAGGCUGUAUUAGACGCAAUGGCAAAAAAUCCUUUGAAAAUGUCAUCAAGAGGAUGUGAGAAUGACCCAAGUGACUCUAAGGACACUGUUGACCUGCUUGAUUGUCUUCCUGGUGUUGAGAAGGCAACCCUAAAGAUGUUGCUGGAUCAUUUGAAAUUGGUGGCUUCUUAUCAUGAAGUGAAUAAGAUGACUUGCCAGAAUUUGGCCGUGUGCUUUGGACCAGUAUUAUUAAGUCAGAGGCAAGAGACUUCCACCCAUAACAACAGAGUCUUUACUGAUUCAGAGGAACUUGCAAGUGCUUUGGAUUUUAAAAAACAUAUUGAAGUUCUUCAUUACUUACUUCAACUCUGGCCAGUGCAACGUUUAACUGUCAAAGAAUCAACAGACAACUUGUUUCCAGAGCAGAAUUCUUCUCUAAAUUAUUUGAGGAGGAAGAAAGAACGACCUUGCAUGUUAAAUUUGAGUGGUACUGAUUCAUCAAGAAUACUUAGACCAAGGCAAACCAGAUUAGACAGCCCAGUUAGCAAUCGUUAUGCAGGAGACUGGAGCAGUUGUGGAGAAAACUACUUUUUAAAGACAAAAGAAAAUUUUAAUGAUGUAGAUUAUGAUGAUGUCCCCUCAGAAGAUAGAGAAAAUGGAGAAAAUUGUAGCAAAAUGUAUGGACCAGAUAUAAUGAUUGAACAGCCAGUACCCAUGUCCAAAGACUACACAUUUCAGACAUACUUGACAAUGCAGACAAUUGAGUCUACAGUGGAUCGAAAAGUCAAUCUUAAAGACCUACAGGAAAGCAUUGAUACUUUGAUUGGAAAUCUGGAGCGUGAACUCAACAAAAACAAGCUUAAUAUGAGUGUUUGAGAUUGAGAGUUUUAAUUUGCUUUUUUGUAAUGUUUUAAAUUUCAAAUCAGUCUUUCUCACUUUCUUAUACCGCUCACAGUGAUGGUUUUAUUUUUUUACUCUUGAAAAUUCCAUUAAUUUCUAGUAAGUUCAUGUGAUUCAAUUAAAAACACUAUUCAUUAAGUUUUUACUUAUCUUCAUUAAAAAAUUUUUCUUGGGGCAAAGAUAACUUGGACUUGUGGAUCUUUUAACAAGUAUGGCCCAUUCUAUGGAGAUAACUUUUAAAUGCACUUAUAAGGUUCAGAUAAGUUAUUAGCCCCUCAUGGUUUUUGUACAUUACAGGUACUGCUCUUUUGGAGCUGGAACAGAUGUUUCUUACAGAGGAACGUGGCAGCUGCUCUGUCUGGUUUGCAGUGUGAGUCCACAUACUCCGCAACAUCAUUUGAUCAUAUUUCAUUUGCAAUGCAAAUGCUGCUAUAAAAAACCUUUUUAUAAAUAAAGUAAAAUUAUACAGAUAUUAAUGUAUUCUGUAUUAACAUUCAGUAAUUAUUUAAGCUUAUAAAAAUUAAAUAUUUUUAUAAUCCUGAAAAUGUGUCUAUUUAUAAGUGCAUAUAUGGAUAGAUAUUAGAAUGGGGGAGGCAUUGGCUGCAGAAUCACAUGUAUCUUUAAAGCAUAUAUGUUGUGAGGCCAAAAUUAUUAGCUUAAAAUGUCUUUUUCAGGGAAAGAACAUUUAAGUUAAAGAAGUUCCAUAGAAACACUUGAACCAAAACACUAGAAGUGUCUGAAGAGAAAUAAUAGACUUUCUUUUUUUUGAUUCACAGAAAGUCACAAUAUUCCUAGUGAGAAAUCAUCUUUUAAAUUGAAAUCCUCUAAUUUCUUAAGGGAUUAAGAGCCCAGAUUUCUGCACUAGUGAUUUACAUUAAAAAAAAAA